Humulus lupulus (European hop) is the source of this 602-nucleotide messenger RNA. Its product is annotated as cystathionine beta-lyase, chloroplastic-like. The coding region runs from base 86 to 490 and encodes 134 amino acids. The transcript has 2 exons. Gene Ontology annotation, biological process: transsulfuration. The record is from RefSeq and is a predicted model, not a curated record. Gene Ontology annotation, molecular function: pyridoxal phosphate binding; carbon-sulfur lyase activity. Lineage: Eukaryota; Viridiplantae; Streptophyta; Magnoliopsida; Rosales; Cannabaceae. Gene Ontology annotation, cellular component: cytoplasm.
CUGUUAUAUGUACUUGAACUUGUGUUGUGCAUCUUGGGUAAGUUUGAAUUAUGUUAGUAAUUAAUGCUUUACCUUCUAACUUAACAUGAGAUUCUUCAGAUGCAAAUAUUUGCUGUACCAUCUGCUCUUUUACAUUAAUUUCAAAGUUGUAAAGUUAAUACUUAUAUGGAGUACUAUAUUGUAUAUUUUAAUGCAUUUCUUUCUUUGGCAGAGUAAUGCACAAACGAUUGCUGAGUUUCUGGCGUCCCAUCCACGGGUGACGAAAGUUAACUAUGCAGGCCUUGUUGAUCAUCCUGGACAUGAUUUGCAUUUUUGUCUGGCUACAGGUGCAGGAUCUGUGUUGAGCUUCUUGACUGGCUCAAUUGCACUAUCAAAGCAUAUUGUCGAAAGUACCAAGUACUUCAACAUAGCAGUCAGUUUUGGUAUGCAUCCCUUUUGGCUUUUUUAUGUUGUUUCACAUAUGGUUGAGCAAAGGAACUAUGUUUUGUAAAUGUCUAAUCCCCAUGUGAUUAAAGGGUAUCGCACUUGUCUUAUUAUUCCAUCAAAACAAGUAUCGUUCCCUAAAUAAAAAAAUAAAAAAUAAAUAAAUAUGGUUGAGCAAA